AUGAGUACCCGUGAGAGCAACUUCAAAGUGAUAAUUGUGGGAGGAGGCCCAGUGGGACUCGUAGCUGCCCAUGCCCUUCAUCUGGCGGGAAUUGACUUUACGGUGCUGGAGGGCAGGCCUGAAAUUGUGGAAGAUAAAGGUGCUAGCCUCAUUGUUCAUCCUUCUACUUUGCGGGUUUUGCAUCAGUUCGGUGUCCUCGAAGGGUUCUUAGCUCGGGGUACUGAGGUGAAUCACCAUUUGUCGUUCACUGCCGAAGGAUACGUUUUUAAGGAGGGGACUCAAUAUGCUCAAAUACGCCAGAAUCAUGGUUAUGGACCAGUUGCCUUCCACCGUUCCGAAUUUAUUGAGACUAUGUACAACUGUCUCCCGCCUUCUGCGAGAGAGAAAAUCUUGACGAAUAAGAAAAUAGUCGAUAUCAAGAUGAAGUCGGAUGGGGUUAGAGUGAUUUGUGUUGAUGGUAACGCUUUCGAAGGAUCGAUUGUGAUCGGUGCCGAUGGCGUCCACAGCAAAACUCGCCAGCUAAUGCGCAAACUCGCCCUCGAGACAAAUCCUAAAAGGUCCUGGGAUUCUGAGCAACCAUACGCAGCAUCGUUUCAGCUUCUUUACGGCUCAUUUCCAUCACCAUCCCCACCAGGCUUCGGAUAUGAUAUACAGUCAAAGGACAAGUCUAUCAUGUACUUCAGCAGUGCGGACCGUGGCUGGUUCUUCUUGUAUAAGAGGCUACCAAAGCCCACACAAGAGCGCACAGGCUACACCGAGAAUGACGUCGAGUCUGUGGCGCAGGAGUUCUUAGAAUUUCCUCUAACCAGGACUGUGAGGGUGAAAGACGUUUGGCCACGGGUGUCAGCCGCGGGUUUAACGAACCUGGACGAAGGAAUCGUGCAACACUGGAGCCUGGGGAGAGUCGUACUCGUGGGUGAUGCAUGCCACAAGAUGACCACACAUCUGGGCCUCGGAUUCAAUAAUGGCGUUCAAGAUGUCGUGGUACUCUGCAAUGGUCUUCGGAAGGCCGUCAAGACAGCUCCGAACGGGAACCCAAGUGCCAGUGUCCUCACAGAGGUUUUCGAAAAGUACAAGGCAGUUCGAAUGAGCUCUGAAUCCUCACUAAAGAGUGAUGUUACGAAUGCUGGAUUCGAGACCCGUAUGCAUACCUGGCACAAUACGUGGUACUACGUCCUCUCUCGGUAUUUGGUCAUUCCUAGCUGGACGGAGAGUCUAGUUAUGCGGUACGUUAUGGCGCCUGAAUUUCGCAAGGGACAAGUUUUAGAUUAUGUUACAAAGGAAGAGCCGAUGAAAGGUAUAAUCAGCUGGUUGUAUCCGAUGAGAGCAUAG
Messenger RNA from Penicillium daleae, 1332 nucleotides. RefSeq names its product FAD-dependent oxidoreductase. Lineage: Eukaryota; Fungi; Ascomycota; Eurotiomycetes; Eurotiales; Aspergillaceae. Bases 1 to 1332 code for a protein of 443 amino acids. The transcript is spliced from 2 exons. Gene Ontology annotation, molecular function: FAD binding. The record is from RefSeq and is a predicted model, not a curated record.